AACAAAAAAAACUACACAUACAAGAACACUCCAACCUUUAAACCUGCAACUUCCCAUCAAACUGAAGCAAAUCUCUUACAAAAAAAGAACCAAUUUUUAAUAAUUAAAUAUGAAAAUUGUUCGAAAAGACCUUGUUCCUGAUGGCCCUGGUAGUGUCAAGAUAAUUCCAGAGGAAGCAGAUGAUAUGUGGGUUGCUUAUAAUUUGAUAGCUGAAGGUGAUACUGUUUUGGCUGUUACUGUCAGGAAGGUCCUAAGGGAAGCUGCUUCUGGAGGAAGAGAUGCUGAACGAGUGAAACUGAAAUUGGAAAUCAAAGUUGAGAAUAUUGAGUAUGACAAAGAAGGUUCUGCCUUGCGUAUUCGUGGGAAGAAUAUCCUGGAGAAUGAACAUGUAAAGAUAGGCGCUUUUCACACUCUGGAAAUUGAGCCACACAGACCUUUUGUGCUAAGAAAGGUGGUCUGGGACUCACUGGCACGAGAGGUUCUUCGUCAAGCUGCUGAUCCUUCUGUAAGUGCUGAUCUGGCUGUUGUUCUGAUGCAAGAAGGAUUGGCACACAUACUUCUUAUUGGUAAAAGCUUGACUAUUACUCGUUCUCGUAUAGAGACUUCUAUACCACGCAAGCAUGGACCAGCAAUUGCAGGUUAUGAUAAGGCGUUAAAUAAGUUCUUUGGCAAUGUUCUACAGGUAGUCUCUGCCAGCUUUCUUGAUGUUUGCUUAAUCUCUAUAAGCAAUAUGUUACAGACUGACAGGUUCUUAUUUCUGUUGCAGGCCUUUGUCAGGCAUGUUGAUUUCAAAGUAGUUCGCUGUGCUGUGAUUGCAAGUCCAGGAUUCACCAAGGAUCAAUUUCAUCGUCACCUGUUGUUAGAAGCCGAGAGGAAGCAGCUAAGACCUAUAAUAGAAAAUAAAUCACGCAUACUUCUUGUCCAUACAACCUCAGGAUACAAACAUAGUUUGAAAGAGGUUCUGGAUGCCCCAAACGUAAUGAAUAUGAUAAAAGAUACAAAAGCUGCCAAAGAGGUUCAAGCUCUAAAGGAAUUUUUCAACAUGCUUUCAAAUGAUCCUGAUCGUGCAUGCUAUGGACCAAAGCAUGUUGAAGUUGCUCACGAGCGAAUGGCUAUCCAGACACUUCUCAUUACCGACGAGCUCUUUAGGAGUUCUGAUGUAGAAACGAGGAAAAAGUAUGCUAAUCUGGUUGAUUCAGUCAAGGAUUCCGGUGGUACUGCACUCAUUUUCUCAUCAAUGCACGUUUCAGGAGAACAACUGACACAGCUAACCGGCAUUGCUGCAAUCCUUCGUUUUCCUUUGCCGGAGCUGGAAGACAUUGAGAUGUGAUGGAAGAAAUGCCCAUUCAUCGGUGCAGAAUGUUAUCUGCACUCUUUAAAAUCGACAUACACACACCAAAACAGACCAUUCACAAUUAAAUGAAGCUGAGUACAAAGAUGUUUGUAACGUUUUUUCAGGAGUGGAAGAGUAGCAUCAUCAACUGAUGUUGCGAUCGCUUGUUGUAUAUUCAAGUUUUGUCGUUAAAAUGUAAUAUAUUGUUAACUAUCGAGGUGUACUAUGUCAUUGUAACGGUAUAUUUCAUCGAAUAUGUUGUCUGUUAGAUGAAGUUUUCUGGUUGUUCACA
Capsicum annuum is the source of this 1625-nucleotide messenger RNA. RefSeq names its product protein PELOTA 1. The transcript has 15 exons. The record is from RefSeq and is a predicted model, not a curated record. Gene Ontology annotation, biological process: ribosome disassembly; nuclear-transcribed mRNA catabolic process, no-go decay; nuclear-transcribed mRNA catabolic process, non-stop decay. NCBI's taxonomy places the organism in Eukaryota, Viridiplantae, Streptophyta, Magnoliopsida, Solanales, Solanaceae. Bases 110 to 1330 code for a protein of 406 amino acids. Gene Ontology annotation, cellular component: cytoplasm.